CAUCUGUCUUCAUUAAUUUGUAUACAGUCCUUUUACCAGAACAAACUUUCUGAAGGUACUCACAUGGGAAUGCUGAAACAGCUGCACAACUUUUAUUUUGAAGAAAAAAAAAGUUGAGCCUCAGAACAGUGUGUUUAAAGAGAGAGAGAGAGAGAGUGACUCUGCAUUUAGGACUUUGACCAGCAUGUGUAAGAAAUGCUCUCAUGGCUGUAAUAAUCUAACAGUUUUUUACCUGGAUAGCCCUUGGCAAAGCUCCUCUUUUUCCCUUAUACAGUUGAAAGGAAUCCAGUGUGAUUCUGUACUUCGAUCAGCUUGACUCCAGUUUUGCACAGCCUGCCCGCUUUGGUAGUGCACGGCCGUGCCUGGCUUCUUGUGGCCUCUAUGGCCCUUUUCUGCUCCACUGUCAGAAAGAGGGAGGGAGGCUUCCCCCAGUACCAAAAUAUCAUUCUGUGUGCUCUCUGCAGCAGAGUAGCAAAGAACAAGUUUCCUGAUUACUGCCUCAUCUUUUUGGAGUUACUUGCUGGAAGAAGUCUUUUUCCCAACUUUAAAUGGAUGAUUGUGUUACAAUCAAGAAAAAGCAUCUCCAAAGACCAAUCUUUAGAUUAAGAUGCUUGGUAAAGCAGCUGGAGAAGGGUGACAUUAAUGUGGUGGAUUUAAAAAAGAAUAUUGAAUAUGCAGCGUCUGUGCUGGAGGCAGUUUAUAUUGAUGAAACCAGGAAGCUUUUGGACACUGAGGAUGAGCUCUCUGACAUCCAUUCGGAUUCAGUCCCGCUGGAAGUGCGGGACUGGUUAGCUUCUACGUUCACAAGGGAAAUGGGAAUAGUAAGAAGGAGACAUGAAGAAAAGCCCAAAUUCCGAAGCAUUGUGCACGCUGUACAGGCUGGGAUUUUUGUAGAAAGGAUGUACCGAAGAACUUCUAGCAUGGUUGGUUUGGCUUACCCAGCAGAUGUGAUAGUAACAUUUAAGGAUGUUGAUAAAUGGUCUUUUGACGUAUUUGCCCUAAAUGAAGCAAGUGGAGAGCACAGUCUGAAGUUUAUGAUGUAUGAGCUGUUUACCCGAUAUGACCUUUUGAGCCGUUUCAAGAUCCCUGUUCCCAAUCUUAUUUCAUUUGCUGAAGCUCUUGAACUUGGUUAUAGCAAAUACAAAAACCCGUAUCACAAUCUGAUCCAUGCAGCUGACGUUACUCAAACUGUGCAUUACAUAAUGAUUCACACUGGUAUCAUGCACUGGCUCACAGAACUGGAAAUUUUAGCAAUGAUCUUUGCAGCUGCUGUCCAUGAUUAUGAACAUACUGGGACCACAAACAAUUUUCAUAUUCAGACAAGGUCAGAUGUUGCAAUAUUGUACAAUGAUCGUUCUGUUCUUGAAAAUCAUCAUGUAAGUGCUGCUUAUAGACUCAUGCAAGAAGAAGAGAUGAACAUCCUGACAAAUUUAACCAAAGAUGACUGGAGGGAAUUGCGUAGCUUGGUCAUUGAGAUGGUCUUGUCUACAGAUAUGUCAGGUCAUUUUCAACAAAUUAAGACGAUGCGACAUACUCUCCAGCAGACAGAGGGGGUAGACAAAGCCAAAGCCAUGUCUUUGAUUCUACAUGCAGCAGACAUAAGCCAUCCAGCAAAAUCCUGGGAACUGCACUACCGGUGGACCAUGGCCCUGAUGGAAGAAUUUUUUCGACAGGGAGACAAGGAGGCUGCUUUAGGUCUUCAAUUUUCCCCGCUCUGUGACCGCAAGUCUACUUUGGUUGCUCAGUCCCAAAUAGGUUUCAUUGAUUUCAUAGUAGAACCAACAUUUUCUCUUCUUACGGACUCAAUGGAGAAAAUUGUUAUGCCUCUUAUAGAGGAAGCAUCAAAAUCUGAAAGUCCUGCACUUGGGGCACCCAGCCAAAAUAUUUUGGGAGCAGUAAGCAAUGCUGAAGCACAAAGACGACCCGGUUUUAAAAGUACAAGUGAUGGAGGGACUCACACAGAAAAUUCUCUAGCAACUGUAGAUCUAACAAGCUUUAAGGCCAACUUGAUGAAGAUCAUACAAGCAAACAAAGAAAGAUGGAAAGAAUUAGCAGUAGAAGAAGAACUUGUGAAAGAUGUUCGUGAAAAGGAAAAAGAACAAAGCAGAAAUUCCACAGAUGCACAGUUACAGGAAGAGACAACAAGGAUACAAAAUGAGAGUAGUCAGGGAAGCGAAGGUACAACCUGUCCUCCCAGAUCCAUCGUUCUACAAGUAGUCUCUUUGGACACUCCUCUGAGUGAUGAACCCAACUCAGAAAAGUGCACUAACUCUGAUCCGAACCAGAAAGAUCUCACCGAUGCCCAGCAAGAAACACAGAAUACAGACCCACUGAAUGGUGAGCCUAAACAUUGUAAGGUGUCGGAAGAUAUACUGAGAAGCACUGAGCAGAAAGAAGCACUGGUAGAGAACUAGCUUUGCCAUUUCAUAAAAGCUUCUGACAUUUCAGACAGGACAGGAGAAAAGAACUCUAGCUGUUCCUACCGUGUGCUCUCAGAGGCUGUUAUCCAUCAACUUGUUCUUGGUUCAUUCUGUUUCUGUGGAGAGUGAUUGGACAAAAUGAUCAAGAGUGUAAAAUGUAAACCCUGAGCUGGCAACUCAAAGCACUUAACAACUUGCAAGAUUUCAGUUGUAUUUGUUGUUGCUAUUUCCUCUUCUAUACUGCUUUCUUAAACUAGCCAAAAUAAUUCUUCUGCCAAAGUUGGACAUCGCUUUAUUGCAUCUCUGACACCAGACAUUUCCAAUUAACCACACAACAUUUAUCAUCUGCCUGGGAUAGCUGUUACAUGUCACUGCUACUGGCAUCCAAUGGAAAUGGAAAGUCAAAAUGAAACAUUAUUGUAGAUAGUUGUUCAUGCAACCAUGCUACAUGCAACAUAAAAGUCCUACUUGUUAGCUUCCUUAACAUAUCUGGAAAUAAAAGUAUAGAGAGUGUUGUUAUAGGAAGUUGUAGAGUUAUCCUGACCAGCCUGCAUGGCUGUCAUAUGGAGAGAACUGCUGUGUAACAAAUCAGUAUUUGAAAUAUCUCUCUAAAAUUAAUUAAGUAGCAUCCAAUAUUAAAAAUUCAAACAUUCUCAGCCCUACAGUAUUUUGGAAGACAUCAGCCGUGGUGACAGCCCUACCAUGAAGUUGGUGCUUAUUGUU
Pezoporus flaviventris is the source of this 3143-nucleotide messenger RNA. RefSeq names its product phosphodiesterase 1A (gene PDE1A). Gene Ontology annotation, biological process: signal transduction. Gene Ontology annotation, molecular function: 3',5'-cyclic-nucleotide phosphodiesterase activity. Bases 549 to 2414 code for a protein of 621 amino acids. The record is from RefSeq and is a predicted model, not a curated record. Lineage: Eukaryota; Metazoa; Chordata; Aves; Psittaciformes; Psittacidae. The transcript is spliced from 16 exons.